CAAAAAUCUGAGGAAGAAAAUUCCUCAUUGGGAUCAAGUGCCAAAGGAAUCGAUCCUUCGACGAUAGAAAGAACCCUCGCGCUAUGAACGAGGAAAUAAAAUCAUCGGAUUAGGAACACAGAAUAGAACACAACACAACACAACACAACACAAUUCAUUACAAGAAAAGACAAGACAAAACAACACAGCACAACGCAGCGCGAAAAAAAUAACCAAAAAGUCCUCGUUCCAUCAAUUCGAUUACAACAAUGGUCGCACCCACCGCAUCAAUCGAGAGGGGCAGUCAUAGAGGCGCGUUUGGCCGAAGCGUUGGGGUAGAUAUUCCCACGCCGAGCCGAAGCAAAAUCAUGAUGCGGUUCCUCGAAAGGGAGAACCAGAUCAACCGCAACUACAAAACCUUGCUCGACGACGAGGACUUUGAGCUUGGCUCCGGCGCCUCUGAGAAUGACAGCGGCUCCGAUUCAUUCCACUCCACCUUUGACGAGGACGACAUUUAUGACACCUUCGACGAGGACGAUGACCUAUUCGAUUUCAACGACGACGACGACCAAAUCUACGCCUUUGGACAAAGCACCUUUGAUGAAGAGGGCUUCUACGACGAUGGUAGCGGCAGCGACUUCUCUUCCACGAUGGACUGCGAGGGUGAUGCCUCAAAGCCGAUCGAAUCCAACGACGAAGAUCAAGAUCGAGAACAAGACCCCAAGCCCGAGCCCAAAACUGGUCAUGGACAAAGUCAAGAAGAAGAGGACACCCACGUAGGCGAAUCAGAGACAUUAUCAGCGCUCACAGGACCCUCCCACACUUCAGUCCGCCGCAAGAAAAGAAAGAGAAAAUCUCGAAGAAGGAAACCCAAGAUCGACUUCAUCUACCGAACCGGUGCCCUUGUGGAUCGAAUGUAUAAAAAGCUGAUGACUCAAUCCAGAACGGAUUCUCUCUCUUUGAGACGCAGAUCGUCUCGAAGGAAAAACAGGAAACCAAAGCAGCGUGAGCCCGACAACACAAAKGCAGACAAAUCGCCGACGUUGUCGACAUUGUCGCUUUUCAAGUGUUUUCCAGACGACUUCGAGGACGCACCGGUGAAACCGCUCGUGGUGUCCAAGAAUCUUGACGAUCCAUACGAACAAGGACUACAGCAUCGGGAAGGAAGCGGGACCACCGGUACCAGAGAUAGCAACACCGUCAGCCUCGCAGAUUCCUUUUCGACCGAAGGAAGCCACCCACAUGAAAAAAACGGAACAAAUAAAGUGAUCGUGGUUACCGAAGACGCUUCCACCAGGGACCCACAAGCAGAAACUACUCACGAGAAACCAUCAACUAUCGAAGACGCAUCCACGAAUGGAAACGAAGCGAAGGAGGAAGCGAACGACGCAACGAACAACAGCGAGCAUAUUCAUUCAAAGCCAGGUCGAUCGCACCACGAAUCCUCGUCCAUCUUCGAAAACUGCCUGUGCACCGAAGACUUCAUCGACAUCCUGCCGCUGGCCGCAACGAACAGUUUCGAUGUCCUUUCUUGGAAGAAAGGCACCAAUUCGGAAAUUGUGAAAACCUCUUCUGAAGAAGUUGCAAACAAUGCUCCCCAGGAGGUCCAGAAUGAUGGGGAGGUGUCGGAGGAGGCACAGGAUCAGAAAAACACAACCGUCGUUCACGAACAGUCUGUACCACCUAGCUCCCCCCCGCCACACAGCACCAAAGAAGAAGUUCCGGAAAGUGUCGACAAGAAGCUGCUCUCAAAGUGGUGGAAGCCCUGUACCACCAAUGUAUCGAGAUGCCAUGGUUGCGGCGAAGCGGCUGCUCCCGCGGCAUACGCUUUGUCCAGAGUCGGCAAGCUGGUGGCGGCUGCAAACUGUGGUACCGUGAGUGUAAAGGUAGACGAAAAUGUUGCCGAAUCCGACGUCGGUACAGCUCUCCUGCAAGCAGAGGCAAAAAGGAUUUCAAACAACGCAAUGACUAUCAAAACCCCGAUCCAAAAAAUGCUGUCCCUGAAAAAGGAGAACACCACCAUUCCUGAUGUUAACAAGGAACAAGAACAUUUCGACGUUCAAAAGACCAAGCUUUCUUUCCCGCGUGAUGGGGACGACAACGACAGCGUUUUCCAGAUUCGAAUCCUGGUUGAGGAGACCGAGAACAAGGACAAGAACACGGAGAAUGGUGGAGUUCCUGAUACUCUGAAUCAGGAUACAAGCAAUAAUACUGUGGACCGUGCUUACUCCCUAGAAAAGUCCAUCCCGUGCGCCGACGUCCGUGAUUCCGUGCUAAAACAAGACGACCGAUUGCAAGAAGAAGUUCCUGCUCCCAUUGUCGAAUCGAUUGCCAACGCAGAGGAGUUGUUGGCCAAAUCCACCUACGGGCCUCCUUCGUGCGAGGCCACGAUCUCUGAGACAGCAUGUGCGGGUGGCGAGACCGCAGCCGUGAGCGAGUCGCAACACCACAAGGACAAAACCGCACCUGGUGACCUCGACGAAGAAAGACCAACCACGGCAGAGCAAGGAAUCGAACGAACCAAAGAAGACCUGUCUGUAGUGCUCGGCUCGAAAGAGCGCGAGCGUGCCACCGCUGGAAAGAACAGCCGUCGGCCGUCGCUGAUCGGAUUGAUGACGAAGAACCCAAGCCAAACCAAGGCAAAGACACCACGGAGGUCUCUGCUGCGGAGAAGACGAAGCAAGGAAUCCAGAAAGAAGAACCCGAAUGCUGCAGCUCUCCAGCGCAUCGAACCGUCUCCAACGGGAUUCGAAAUCGAGUUCUCAACCCCACCAAGCGACCAGAAAGGCAACACGAGCAACAGAGUCAAGAGGACAAGGAGCCAGCAGCGCAUCGUUGCCGCCCAGAGGCGCCACAAGGGCAUCAAACACGCCGUGUUGGUCCUCAACAACAAAACAGGUGCGGCGGUUCUGUCCCCCACGGGUGGAAUCGCCCCGGAGCGACAACGCACGUACGAAGAUCCGUUGAUCUUCGAAGCGUCCAGGGAUCCGGACGGCCCGGCCAUCGACGCCGACGAGCCCGCCACGCCUCCCCUCCCUCCCGUGGUUCCAGAACGUGCGAGGACGCUCGAGGACCGGUCGAUCGUCGAGCUCCAGCGGGAUCCGAGCUCGGGAUCCGCCGAGCACCGAACCAUCGAUGCCGACGAGCAUCUCCGGGAAGAGGCGACCCCGGAACCCGAACCAACCCCCCUGCUCAGGGUGGAAACGGUGGUCCGGAAACCACGCACGGCGAUUGAAGCAGCGACGAUGCCAGCGUCACCGGAAUCGGGAAAACACAGCAAGAAGACGCAGAAGAAGAACAGCAAGAGCGAACGGCAGCAAUCAAGAAAUAGCCGAUGGUACAAAAGACUGAAACCCCCAUCCAGGAACAAGAAACUACCAAUUACCCUAGUCGAAGACGAGGGCUGCGAGGUAUUCUAUGCAAAGAAGGAUCGCGCCAUCUUUUAGGAGCUGUAAAUUUGAAUGUAACCUAGAUGCCACAUUAUAAACUCUGACGAUAGAA
Molecule: messenger RNA, 3480 nt
Organism: Pseudo-nitzschia multistriata
Lineage: Eukaryota; Bacillariophyta; Bacillariophyceae; Bacillariales; Bacillariaceae
Source: the annotation of a GenBank genome assembly